Hippocampus zosterae (dwarf seahorse) is the source of this 3502-nucleotide messenger RNA. RefSeq names its product protein phosphatase 1, regulatory subunit 12C (gene ppp1r12c). The transcript is spliced from 20 exons. Gene Ontology annotation, molecular function: protein kinase binding; enzyme inhibitor activity; phosphatase regulator activity. The coding region runs from base 157 to 2274 and encodes 705 amino acids. NCBI's taxonomy places the organism in Eukaryota, Metazoa, Chordata, Actinopteri, Syngnathiformes, Syngnathidae. Gene Ontology annotation, biological process: signal transduction. Gene Ontology annotation, cellular component: cytoplasm. The record is from RefSeq and is a predicted model, not a curated record.
GCGCGAGCACGAACACGAGCACGAGCACGAGCUGAGGCUUUCUCUGUGCUGUAACACUGCCAGAGACCAGGAAGUGAAAGUAUACGCGUGAGGGUGUGUCUUUCGCUUCCUGGCUAUGUUUUAUUUUCAAUAACACAGUCCUGCUUGGCUAAUCGAAUGGGCGACUCGGCGAGGACCAAGCGGUGGGAGCAGCUAAAGCGCUGGGCCGGUUCCUGUACCGACAAAGCGUCGGCCUUGCCCCGGCGGAGAUGGCGAGGCGAUGCCUUGGAAAGAGGAAGCGAGGAGCCGGAGGCCGACCUGCAGGACCCGCCGACCGGGCAGCCCAUUUUAAGAGGCGAUGAAAGCAGCCCACUUCUCAAGAGACGAAAAAGGGUGAGGUUUGACAGAGCUGCAGAGUUCCUGGCUGCGUGUGCCACCGGGGACACAGAGGAGGCCCAAGUGAUGCUGCAAGAGGCCAAGGAGAUGAUGAGCAGCAACAAGGAGGAUGGGGAAAUUAUUAAUUGCUCCAAUGCUGAUGGGAUAACUGCGUUGCAUCAGGCCUGCAUCGAUGGCAGCAUGGAGAUGGUGUCUUUUCUUUUGGAGCAUGGUGCCAACGUAAACCAGGUUGACAGUGAGGGCUGGACACCCUUGCAUGUUGCUGCCUCCUGCGGCUACCGUGAUAUAGCAGAGUUCCUUUUGCGACGUGGUGCUGCUCUCUGUGCUGUCAACUGUGAUGGUGACGUCCCCAUGGACAUCGCUCUGGAUGAAACCACUGAAUCCCUUCUCCAGGAAUACACUCUGAGACAAGGUGUGGACUUGGAGGCAGUAAAGCGGGUUGAGGAGGAGCAGAUCACAAGAGAUGCUCGGACCUGGCUGACUGAGGGACCGCCUGCUGACGUACGACAUCCCAGGACUGGAGCCACUCCGCUACAUGUGGCCGCAGCCAAAGGCUACGUGGAAGCUCUUAAGCUACUGUGUCAGUGUGGGCUCGAUGUGUCAGCGAUGGACUUUGAUGGGUGGACUCCUCUUCACGCUGCUGCACACUGGGGUCAGGGCGAGGCCUGUCACAUUUUAGCUGAACAGAUGUGCAAUAUGGAAGCCCGCAGCAGCUCAGGUCAGACACCUUUGGAUGUAGCAGAUGAAAGUGUGGAGGAGCUCCUGGAGGAUUUAGCUCAGAAACAGGCCAAUUGGCGCAAUGAGCAGUCAAUACGAGAACGGCAAAACCAACAAGGUGCCACAGCUGUAAAUGCGCAAAAUAAAAAGCGGAGGAGCUCAGUGUGCAGGAUGAGCAGUAAAGAAAAGUUGAACCUGCAGGACCAAUCAAAAGAAAGGGGUGUCUCGGCAGGCCUGGAACUAACGUUCAGGCUCAACCAACAGUUUGUUGUUGUCUCUCCAGAGAGCUCCACUGUGUCCAGUCCAGACACUGAAAGUGGGACCACAACGGCAGUCAGUCAAGUUGACAAGACAUCAGACGAGAGAGGCGGCGAGGAAGACAAGGAGCAUGACAAGGCGGUUCGCACUGCAAGAGUCCAGCCCACCCCUCAUACGAGGGACAGUACAUCUGAAAGUCCCAACACACCAACUACUGAGCGCCGCAAGUUUCAGGCUCCAGUAAGAGAUGAGGAAUCUGAGUCUCAGAGGAAGGCUCGCUCUCGACUCUUGCGCCAGUCCCGUCGCUCCACUCAGGGUGUGACCUUAACAGACCUAAAGGAAGCUGAGAAGACUGUGUCUAAAGCUGCGGAUCCCCUGCCUCGUAACAUUCAGCCCGUCAGCCCCAUCAUCACCCCUUCCCCAUGUGUUCCAGAUACGGACCCAGUGAAGCAGGAGGAGCCUGAGGGAGACAGGCGUCUGGGAGUGAAGGACAGGAGGCGAGCGAGAAAAGAGAGACGCUCCACUGGCGUCAUUCAGCCGAGUGGAGAGAAUGAUGAAGAGGAUGCUCAUUUGGAUGAUACAGAGAACGCCUCAACUGCGAGUGGAUUAGGGGACGCUGACUACAGGAUGCUCUACUUCCAGAUACUGCAGCAGAACCUCACACUGAAGGACAAGCUGCAGGAGAUGGAAUCGUUGCUCAGCCAAAACAAAGUGGAGCUGGAAAGACUCAAACAGAGUCAAGAUAGCAGUACAGAGAGGCCUGCCCUUUUGGAGCUGGAGAGAUUUGAGAAGUUGGCCCUCCAGAGGAGAGCAGUGGAACUGGAAGACGAGUUGAAGGUUCUGGGAGACCUGAAAGCAGACAACCAGAGGCUCAAGGAUGAGAAUGCUGCCCUCAUUCGAGUCAUCAGUAAACUGUCCAGAUGAAAAGUGAAAAAAAAGGAGGAACUUAACGUAUUAAUAGGACAGAGCAUAGUUACAAUUAUGCACAGCAAAGUUUAACUGAACAGAAUUUCAGGGCUAUUGCAUAUUUACUGUAUGACGACAAAGCUGAAGUGCACCUUCUGUGAGUGGGGGGGCAGGGCUGCAUGUCGCUCCUGUUCACAUCCUCUUCUAGAUUCCGUUUUAUAGUUGUUUUUAACUGGAAUAUUUUACAGGGCUUCUCUCCCUUUUUUGUUUUUGUUUGUACAAACCUUUAAGAGACUAAAAGCCAUGCUCUUUCAUACUUUUGACCUCCGGCGGUGGAAAGGAAAAAAAGAAACUGCGCUUGGUUAAUAGGAAAACAAAAAUGUGCCAAAUCCGGCCCAAAUUGAACAAAUGAAUGAAUGUUGUAUUGCCUGUUGUUUGUUAGGGUAAAUCUGGAUUUUUUUUUUUUUAAGACUGCUGCAAAGGCGGACCAAAUGUGUAAUGUUUAUUUCUGUGUGCGUGUACAGAUGUGUAAAUUGUGUACAUACAGGCAUUAUUGGCAUUUCAUGUUGCUCUUUUCGAACUGGAGGUUUCUGAAUGCAGCAUCUUGGAAGCAAAGUAUACCAUUGACCCAAGAAUGAAUUUCUACUUUUCAGUCGACAAGGCCGGAUUGUUCGCUGUUUACUGUACUGCCUUUGAAAGAAGCGUAUUGGAUGUCAACUAUUGUGUUGCUGUGCCUUUCAAAUAUUCUAUUUUGUCAUAACAGAUUAAUAUUAAGCAUAACAUUCUGACUCAUUAUGUAAUUUGCUGUACAUAUUUGCUUUUGGGAAAAAGUAGCCAAAAAAUGUUACAUGGUCAAAAGUCUUACUUUACAUUAGAAUCAGCCGCACAACAAAGUGGAGUUCCACAAUAGUUGUGCGCAAUUGUUCCAAGUCAAACCACCACAAUUCAGAGCCCAAGUUGAGCAAAAUCUUUAUUGACCAAGAACAAUCACAAAUGAUAUCAUGUACAACCCCACCGGCAUGCCAGUGAUUUCAUAGAAACUAUACAAUGUGAAGGAAUGUAUGGCGCAGGAAUACAUACGGUAGCGUCCAUUAGAACAACAAAGGCUCAAUUACAUCCAUCUGCGCUGGACCAGCACCAAGUUCAUUUAGGGUUUGUUACCGGUCACUUGUUUCAGUGUUUAAUUGAAAUCCUACUGCUUUUAGGGUUAUGUGACUGUUGUCAAUGCAUUAAAAAAAAAUAAUAA